AUGGAACAACCAACACAACAAGACUCAACUAAAAAAACUACCUUUAUUACAAAUCAUGAAACCAACUCUCAUCAACAUCAUCAUCAUCACCAUCAUCAUCAUCACCAUCAUCACUUCUAUCAACAACAUCAACAACUAUAUCAUCAGAAUCAGUUUCAACACUACUCAACUCAACUUGGUUUCUUCAACAACACUGCUCUUCUUCCUUUACCUUCUCUUCAACAACUGCCUUCGAUUCCUUCUUUUCCUCAAAAUCAAUCCAUCAAAUUAAGAACCCAUUUGCAGAAACUUCCAUGCAAACUCAAUACUUCUCCUUCAUCAGAUUACAAUCUUUCUCAACUUUCACUUGCUCCUUCUACAAAGGAAAUUCAUAAGCAAAAUAAAUCAACUUUUAAAGAAGAUGAUGGGAAAAAGCUCAUUUCAACAAGGAGGGCACAAGAAGUGAUUGUUGCAAGGAGGCCUGACUCAGGUGGACAAGAAGGUCCUGUGAUUUCUCUCCUUGCAAACCAUUUUUUGGUGAAGUUUGAUUCAUCACAAAAAAUAUAUCAUUACAAUGUUGAAAUUACUCCUCAUCCCUCCAAGGAUGUUGCUAGAGAAAUUAAGCAUAAGUUGGUAAAUAGCAAUUCGGAGAUUUUGUCGGGUGCUCUUCCGGCGUAUGAUGGGAGGAAGAAUCUUUAUAGUCCAAUUGAAUUCCAAAAUGAUAAGCUUGAGUUCUACAUAAGCCUUCCAAUCCCUUCUAGUAAAUCGUCGUCGCCUUAUGGAGAAAUGAAUGAUAUCAACGAGAAGCGUGAACAACAUAAACUAUUCCGGAUAAAUAUCAAACUAGUCUCGAAGAUUGGCGGGAAAGAGUUGACUAAGUACUUGAGCAGAGAAGGCGAUGACGGGAUUCCACUUCCACAGCAUUAUCUACAUGCAUUGGAUGUGAUUUUGAGGGAAAGUCCUACUGAGAAAUGUAUACCAGUUGGAAGGUCAUUCUUUUCGAGUUCAAUGGGGAGAGGCAAAGAUAUUGGUGGAGGAGCUGUUGGAUUGAGAGGCUUCUUUCAGAGUCUUAGACCGACGCAACAAGGACUUGCUCUCAAUGUUGAUUUCUCAGUAACCGCUUUCCAUGAGAGUAUAGGAGUUAUUCCGUAUUUACAGAAACGUCUCGAGUUUUUCAGAGACCUUUCUCAAAGGAAUGCAACUGAGUUAACUUGUGAAGAAAGGAAGGAAGUGGAGAAAGCAUUGAAGAAUAUCAGAGUCUUUGUUUGCCAUAGAGAAACUGUUCAGAGAUACCGUGUCUAUGGUUUAACCGAAGAGGCAACUGAAAAUCUAUGGUUUCCUGAUAGAGAUGGAACGAAUUUGAGGCUUAUGAGUUACUUUAAAGAUCACUAUAACUAUGACAUACAAUUCAGGAAGUUACCAUGCUUGCAAAUUAGUAGGAGUAAACCUUGUUAUCUGCCUAUGGAGCUUUGUGUGAUUUGUGAAGGACAGAAGUUCCUUGGAAAACUGUCGGAUGAUCAGACGGCAAAAAUACUCAAGAUGGGCUGUCAAAGACCAGGAGAACGAAAAGCCAUCAUCGAAGGCGUCAUGAGAGGAAAUGCCGGUCCUACGAGUGGUGACCAGGAAAAGGAAUUCAAACUCCAAGUCUCAAGAGAAAUGACGAGGUUGACCGGUAGAAUUCUCUACCCUCCCAAACUAAAGCUCGGAGAUGGAGGUCAAGUGAGAAACUUGACUCCUUCACGUCAUGAUCGCCAAUGGAACUUUCUUGACGGCCAUGUUUUUGAAGGAACUACAAUUGAAAGAUGGGCGCUAAUAAGUUUCGGAGGCACACCUGAGCAAAAAUCCUAUAUCCCGAGAUUCAUAAACCAGUUAACUCAAAGAUGUGAACAAUUAGGCAUUUUUCUUAACAAGAACACGGUUAUAAGUCCACAGUUUGAAUCAAGUCACAUUCUUAACAAUGUCGCACUUUUGGAAUCUAAGCUCAAUAGAAUCCAAAGGGUUGCCUCAAACAAUCUGCAGCUUCUUAUUUGUAUAAUGGAGAAAAAACACAAAGGCUAUGGAGACUUGAAACGAAUUGCCGAGACAAGUGUUGGUGUUGUAAGCCAAUGCUGUCUGUAUCCGAAUCUUGUCAAGUUAAGUUCACAGUUUUUGGCUAAUUUGGCUCUCAAGAUCAAUGCUAAAGUCGGUGGAUGCACAGUUGCUUUGUACAACUCGCUUCCUUCUCAGUUACCGCGUCUUUUUAGCAUCAACGAGCCGGUGAUGUUCAUGGGAGCUGAUGUAACACAUCCUCAUCCUCUUGAUGAUUCGAGUCCAUCUGUUGCUGCUGUUGUUGGUAGCAUGAACUGGCCAACAGCCAACAAAUACAUUUCAAGAAUAAGAUCUCAAACACAUAGACAAGAAAUCAUCGCGGAUCUCGGCGCAAUGGUUGGAGAAUUGCUUGACGAUUUUUAUCAGGAAGUUGAAAAACUCCCCAGCCGAAUAAUUUUCUUCAGAGACGGUGUUAGUGAAACUCAAUUCCACAAAGUUCUCGACGAGGAACUACAAUCCAUAAAACAAGCGUGUUCAUCAAGGUUUCAUGGUUACAAACCUUUUAUUACUUUCGUAGUUGUGCAAAAGAGACAUCACACAAGGUUGUUUCCUGACGAAGCCGAUCAAUCUUCAAUACACAACAAUUUUCAUUCUCAAUACGAAAAUAUUCCUCCGGGAACCGUGGUUGAUUCCGUGAUCACUCAUCCAAAGGAAUUCGAUUUUUAUCUGUGUAGCCAUUGGGGUGUGAAGGGAACAAGUAGGCCAACUCAUUAUCAUGUCUUGUGGGACGAAAACGAGUUUACUUCAGAUGAACUUCAGAAGCUGGUUUACAAUUUGUGCUUUACAUUUGUUAGGUGUACUAAGCCAAUUUCAUUGGUUCCUCCUGCAUAUUAUGCACAUUUAGCUGCAUAUAGAGGGAGACUCUACCUUGAGAGAUCUGAGUCAUUAGGUUUAUUCAGAAGCACCUCUACAUUAUCAAGAGCUGCUCCUCCAAAGACACCACCUCUACCUAAACUUAGUGAAAACAUCAAGAAGCUUAUGUUUUACUGCUAG
Molecule: messenger RNA, 3060 nt
Organism: Vicia faba (fava bean)
Lineage: Eukaryota; Viridiplantae; Streptophyta; Magnoliopsida; Fabales; Fabaceae
Source: the annotation of a GenBank genome assembly